Molecule: messenger RNA, 2527 nt
Organism: Rhopilema esculentum
Lineage: Eukaryota; Metazoa; Cnidaria; Scyphozoa; Rhizostomeae; Rhizostomatidae
Product: protein arginine N-methyltransferase 7
Biological process (GO): chromatin remodeling; peptidyl-arginine methylation, to asymmetrical-dimethyl arginine
Molecular function (GO): histone methyltransferase activity; protein-arginine N-methyltransferase activity
Source: RefSeq, a predicted model, not a curated record
GCUGCAGUGGCCUAAGUUACCCAGCACAAAAAGUGACCACGAGGGUGGUCAAGGCACUGCAAAGAUUUAAAAGCCCAGGUCCAUGAAGUGACGCAAAUGAGUGGUAUGAGAAUGAACUAUUAAUUUUGACUGGCUGUACAUUGGUUUAAAGAUGUUUGUGUUGAAAGAUAACCCAGUAACUGGCACUGCAGAAUGGCUAUUCAAAGAAACAGAAGAUGAUGAUGCUAAACAUGAACUUGCAAGGUCCACUUAUGCUGGAAUGCUUCAUGACGUUGAAAGAAAUAAAAAGUACCACGAAGCCAUAAAAAAAACAAUUCAUAAAAUCAAAGAGGCUGGACAUGCUUCCCAUGUCCUUGACAUUGGAACUGGCAGUGGUAUUUUAGCAAUGAUGGCUGCCUCAUGUGGAGCUCAGUCUGUUACAGCUUGUGAAGUUUUUAGGCCAAUGGCAAAAAUAGCCAACAAUGUUGUGGAGAGAAAUGAACUUCAGAGCAAAAUCAAAAUAGUUGAUAAAAGAUCAACAGAAAUGCUUGUUGGAAAAGAAAAAGAUCUGAUGGAGAGAGCGAAUAUUCUUGUCACUGAAAUCUUUGACAGCGAAUUGAUUGGUGAAGGAGUGCUCCCUACUUUAAAGCAUGCAAAGGAGCAUCUUUUGACGGAAGACUGCAAAGUCGUGCCUGCAACGGCGAAGGUAUUUAUUCAAGCUGCCGAGAGCCAGAAUCUAUGGAAGAGACAUAAGCUUGGGAAUGUUGAGUUUUCUGAUCUCAAAUCUCUGAAAACGAUGGCAGCUCUUAAUGAAUGCCAAGGAACAGCUGCAACAGAUGAACUCCACGUUGACCAAGUUGACGAUCUUAGGGUGAUGUCAAACUGCAUUGAAGCUGUCAGGUUCGACUUCAAUGCAAAACCAAAUGCCUUUGCCACUCAAUUGGAACAGACGAUCUACCAGUUGGAAAUCGAAGCAACUGAAUCUGGCUGCGUACACUGCAUCAUUUUAUGGUGGGAUCUGUCUCUUGAUGAAGAUGAAGAAUUUACAUUAAGUAUGGCUCCAAAAUGCUCUUCACUCUGCCCUGAUAAAGUUAUUUGGCGAGAUCAUUGGAUGCAAGCUAUUUAUUAUCUAAGAGAAGAGCUCUAUGUCGUUAAAGGCCAGAAAUUUGCCCUGACUCUUCACCGUGACGACUAUUGUUUUUGGUUUGACAUGACACGCGAGAACCCUUGCGAAGGAUCAUUAUUAAGUAAAAAACUGUCUGCUGGUGUAGAUCGCCCAGUUUGCACUUGUGGAUUGCACACUGUUUGGAGCAGAGAAAGGUUCUCCAUGUCUAAUAACAGAGACUUUUGGAAUGUUUACUCCAAUGCCUUAAGUAAGCAAAAACAGUUAACAAAUGUGCUGGUUCUUGGUGAUGUAUCACUUCUUCCUUUAUUUGCUGCAAAAUUCGCAAAUCAGGUAACAUACAUUGAAUUUUCACAGAUGUCAGGGAAUCUGAUAGCAAAGUUAUCCACACUCAACGGGCUGCAAGACAAAAUCAAAAUAUCAAACAAAAGAAAUUUAAACGACGAUGAUUUUACCAAUCUUUCGAAAUCAACCGAGUUUGAUGCAGUUUUGGUGGAACCAUUUUUCUCGACAAGUCUUUUUCCAUGGGAGCAUUUAACGUUCUGGUAUUAUUUAACCAAGAUUUUUCAAAACACACUGGGGCGCCAACCAACAGUAAUACCUCAAAAGGGGAUUUUGAAAUUAGCAGCAGUGGAGUUCAAAGACUUAUGGAAAGUCCGAAAACCAGUAGGAUCAAUAGAAGGGUUCAAGCUAGAUGCAUUCGAUCGGAUAAUAAAGGAUGCAUUACAACCCGACCAUUCCGACGAGUUUGGAGCUCUUUACGAAGCCGAACCAUAUGCCAUUUGGGAAUAUGACCAUGCAGUUUUGUCAGAGAUCCACGAUGCAGGAACUUUCGAUUUUUCGAAUCCGAUUCCUCGACGCAAUCUGGAAUUCAAUGGGAAAACAAAAAUCGUUCGAAAUGGAGUGCUGCAUGCCCUUGUAGCGUGGGUAGAUUUUUGGUUAGACGAAGAUCUACACUGGAGCACUGGUUACGAGGUCCAAAAAGGGCGAUGGGUGAAGUACUCUAAGCAAGGAGUUGUUCUACUGAAAGAUCCUAUUACAGUCACAAACAAACAGGAAAUCGAGUACCGCGUGGUUUUUGAAGCCGAGUCAUGCAAUCUUUUGUUUCAGUAUCAAAAUGAACGUGUUUGAGCUUAUAGACUGUCAUUUUGCUCCAUAUCUCAGAGUAAUAUUUCUUUCCUAUUAUGAGGAGGCAAAUAAUGUUUCAGGUUAAAAAUGUGAAACCUUGUGGCUUAUGGUAUCCUACCCUAUAGAAGGCUCCUGUUAUCUAUAAGGAUCCAAUGUUAGUGAUGAUUCAAAAGGUCGAAGAAUUUAAAGGUAGUCCAAGCCUAUUUGGUACCUCUUCCAGCCACGUAUACCAGUAUGCAAUUGAAUUUUGCUCUGAUGAAGCCCCGUGUGCCGGGACGAAAUAUUAGCCAAAACUGA